UCUGCCUCCUCUGUCGUGUCACCGGAGAGAAAAAAAAGAGGAAGGAAUAUGGUUUCACCCGACGCUCCUCCCGUUUCAGCGCUGCUGUAGCGGAUCUCUGGUACGAGCAGGAGGCUGUGGCUCGGUCAAACUCGCGGCUCAAACCCCGCUCUACCUGAAACAACCACCUUUCCUCGUUACCAACCAGCCUGCCAGAGCACCACCAGCACACCGGGAGACAUAAAUGGUGGAGGCCGUGGUGGAGUUUGAUUAUGAGGCUCAACAGGACGAUGAGUUGAGCCUGACGGUGGGCGACAUCAUCGUGAACAUACGGCGGGACGAUGGAGGAUGGUGGGAAGGCGAGCUGGGCGGACGCCGGGGCCUCUUUCCAGACAACUUUGUCAGGGAGAUAAAGAAAGAGACAAAGAGGGAUGGAGGACAGGCAAACAUUAUCAGAUCUGACCUUUCCAAUGGAAGGGCCAGCCCUGUGUCCGACUCCAGUGUACGACCAGGCAAGAAAGCAGAGCAGAUCCGGAGGAGGAGGUGUAAAGCAGCGUUCAGCUACCUGCCUCAGCACGAAGAUGAGCUAGAGCUGAAAAUAGGGGACGUCAUUGAGAUCAUAGGGGAGGUAGAGGAGGGCUGGUGGGAGGGAAUGCUAAAUGGGAAGACAGGAAUGUUUCCUUCCAAUUUCACCAAAGAGAUCCUGACGGACUCUGACGUGCCCUCUAUAGACACGCCCACCUCGCAGGAGGAGCUGCGCAGCAGCCGCACCAGUAAGGACAGCCCCGGCAGUGAAAGUGAUGGAGGGGACAGUCGGUCAGAAAUGGGGUCUGGAGAAAUCCAGCCCAAGAAGAUUCGAGGGUUUGGCUUUGGUGACAUCUUCAAAGACCAGGCCAUCAAGCUCAGACCACGCUCGAUGGAAAUGGACCCAGAGGGGGACAAGGUCACUGAGGGGAAAGCAGUAAGUGUCACGCCUGAAACCAUGAAGACUGAGCCUGACAGCAAAGCCAAAGGGCGGGAACAAUGUAAAGUCCUCUUUCCAUAUGAAGCACAAAAUGAAGAUGAGCUGUCAAUCAAAGAGGGGGAUAUCGUCAACAUAAUCACCAAGGACUGCGCUGAUGCAGGCUGGUGGAUGGGGGAGAUCGGGGGGAGGCAAGGUGUCUUCCCAGACAACUUUGUCAAACUGCUGGAAGUAGAGAAAGAGAGACCAAAGAAGCCGCCUCCUCCGAGUGCACCUUCAGCUAAACACACCACAGAGAAAAAGUCGGAGGUUAAGAAGGUUCCUCCUGAGCGACCUGAACAUCUGCCACAGAGAGACCAGGAUCGAGGUGAAGAGAUGAAGGUUGGAGACAUCCCUAAGCCCUCUCUUCCUUCUCUCCUGCCCAAGAAACCCCUUCCCCCAAAGACAAGCUCCUCCUCUUCCUCCUUACCCCCACGGCGUCCUGAGAGACCGCCAACUCUAGCGUGUGAAAGCCCCAAGUCUGAGGGCGGGGCUUCGACACCAGAUUCUGCCCCUGACAGGUCACAUGACACUGAUAUGGACCUGGAUGCGGUGGUCUCAUCGGGAGAGAAACUGAGUCAUCCAACGGCAUCACGGCCGCGAGUCACAGACCGCCGGCCACGCUCACAGAUCAUCACACCAUCAUCCCUGUCUGGUAUUGAUCUGGACCCCCCUGCAGUGGAGGACAGGAAGGAGAAGGACAGAGGGAAGGAUGAGGCGGAAUCUGUCUCCAGAUCUGUCGAUGUUUCGUUGAGAAAAGGAGUUCCCGCCGUCUCUGCACAUGACAGUAAAGCACCACUGCCUACCAAACCCUCUGUCCUGACCCCGCCAAACCCUGGCCAUCGCCCUUCCUCCCCGUCUUCCUCCUCGGGCUUGACCCCCUCUCCUGAGCUCCGGCAUUCACCUCUGACCCCCCCAACACUGGAGGAACUCAGGAACCAGCUGAGAGACCUGAGGGCCUCUGUAGAACUGCUUAAGAGCCAGCACAGGCAGGAGAUGAAGCAGUUGUCCAAUGCGUUGGAUGAGGAGAAGAGGACUCGUAUUAGUUUACAGAUGGAAGUAGAGCACAUAAAGAAAAGUCUGUCAAAAUGAAGACGAAAUCAUCCCUAUCACCUCUGAUCGCCACAUUGGAGGCCAGCAUUUGGAAACAUUCUACUGUUGGCCGAGAUAUUUCAGCCAAAACAAAGUUUGUGCCAAAUGAUCAUCACGAUCAACAUCAGCAUCAACACAGUACCAUGGAAUCCCCCCUCCUCCCCCCGAUGCCGCCUUAUCCUGUGUUUACUUCUUUAUUCUUCUUUUAAGAAGCUUAUCUGUUAAAUUUAUUGCUAUCUUGUUGAAGCUUGCUGUGCCACUGGUACUGACUGAACAACAGAGCUGCGGCUGCUGUGGCAACCUCAGCGGUACUUUUUUGUUUCUGAGUUUGAUGAAAACUUGGAACUCGACUUUCACGGCCAGUGGGUUCAGAUGACCACUGUGCUGUUCUGUGUCCACUCUGUGGCCUUCACCUCUUAUCGCUGUGUGUGAAUGUGUUAUUGUUUUCCAUCCAUGUGGGGAUUGGAGUUUUAGACCUUCAAAACAGGGACAUUUUUGUGAAAUGAUUGUUUUAGCUGGUCCUGACUUCUUCAUUGGGCUAAAUGAAGUUGAAAUCAAAGCCUAUUCUAUAAGGCAAACCUAUACUAUAAGGCACAUCAUUAUAAUUAGGGUUACACUGUUUCUUCAUUGGGCUAAAUGAAGUUGAAAUCAAAGCCUAUACUAUAAGGCACAUCAUUAUAAUUAGGGUUACACUAUUUGACUCACUGAGCUUGAUGUUUCUAUGGUACACUGCAGGCGGGUGAUUUUGAAGCAUCAGCCAUUACCAGCACUGGCAUUUGGACAUGUAGCUGUAACUCCUUAAUUAUUAUUCUACCUGUCAGGAGGUUAAAAUUACAAGAACAUCUGAACUCUCCGUCACUAGUUUAAAUAAAUGAAACCAAUGUAAUAAGCUCUACCAUAGGUAUAAUUUAUAGUCAGGAUUAGAUGAAACUAUCAGUACUACUCUCAUGUCUUCAUAUUAGUCACUGCAUCCAGUAGCCAAUUAGCUUAGCUUAGUAUAAAGACUGGAAACAAGGGGAAACAGCUAGCCUGGCCCACCAACACCUCCAAAGCUCACUAAUUACACCAUGUCUAGGAUUUGGUACUGAAUUAUGUCAGAACUGCCUGUUCACAUCAGUCGGUGCAAAAUGUUGGUACCUGCAUAUGAAACUAAUAGAACUGCAUACUGUUUACAGGGAAAUAUUGCAGUAUGCAAGCACUGUGGUCGUCACGAAAGCAACAACAUAACAGGCAAUGUCUGUGUUUCUUAUAGAUGCUGCACUGUUUUUAGUUUCUUUUGACAGUUGUAUUAAUUAUUAAUAGAAUCCAAUACUGUGUUGAUAAUGUGUCGAUUUCUUCAUUUUGUCAAGUUAUCUAGAUUUAGCAAAGCGAAAAUAUUUUGUCCAGGUCCUCACAGGUCUUAGAACACCUUCUUCCUUUCAAGCAGCGCCAAUGUUUACAGGAUUACUUUAUUAGGUCAAUUAUUUUUUACAUUUAAAAUUACAUAUUUUGCUAUUACAAUUACAAUUACUAAAAGAGAGUAAAAGAGAGUACUGAAAAAGGCAGUAAUGGUAUGGGUCAAAUGUGAAUGGCACCCAAACUAAGUUAUAUCUUGUUUUAAUUGUUUUAAUCAUACAAAAAAACUAUAAAAAAUCAAUUUGUGCUUUUAUAAACACAACGCACAGCUCCCAGCCAAGAAAUAGUCUGUAAAACCUUUAAUUGUAAUUUUUUCUCUUGUAUGGAUGAAACAAAAUUGAGAAAGGAUGUGCUUUACAGGUCCUUUUCACAGAGCCAUGCUAACUGUUUCCCCUGUUUCCACUUUUUAGGCUAAACUAAGCUAACCUUCUUUCAUUCAUUUUGUGUCAUUCCUAACAUGUAGACAUGAGAGUGGUGUCAGUGUUCUCAUUUAACUUUCAGCAAGAAAACACAUCAUUACAAAAUCCAAAACCGACCUGUGACAUUUAGUGGCAAUUGAAACGGUUAUGCAAAGAAUUGUAUGUCACUGCAUGAACACGCCUAUCUAUGAUAUUUACCAAGUCAAGAGUAUUGAUCUUGAGACAAAAACAUAUUAUUUACUUUUUUUUUUUUUUUUUCUUUGCUUUUGCACUUUUGCUCUACGACUCCAAACAACAACUGUGCUGGUCGCAUCACACCCCACAAAACUGAGGUCUAUGUGCAUCUGAAGUUUCUGGUGCUCUUUUGGCAGCAGAUAAAGGGUAAAGUUAAGGACAGGGUUUGAGGAAUGUAGUUAGUCAAAUGAUUUCACAGGUAAAUGAAGACAAAUGCGUGUGUGCAUGUAUGUGUGGUAGCAUGUACGGCUGUUUGCCUCCCUUCCUUAUAUGUGCACAGACUCUAUGGCAACCCGUCACUGUGGCCUUCCUGUUUUUGACUCCGAAUCUUUCUUUCUCUCUUUCUUUCUUUCUUAUGACAAUAAGAAAACUGCUACAACUGAGGUUACAAGUUUUCUUGACUUGGUCCUUUCUCUCCAGGAUAGUGAUAAAUAUAUAUAUACUUUUAUAUUUCAGUGUAAUAAAGAUGCUAUUAUGUACUAUA
Messenger RNA from Scatophagus argus, 4603 nucleotides. RefSeq names its product SH3-domain kinase binding protein 1 (gene sh3kbp1). Gene Ontology annotation, molecular function: protein binding. NCBI's taxonomy places the organism in Eukaryota, Metazoa, Chordata, Actinopteri, Scatophagidae. The transcript has 19 exons. Bases 224 to 2071 code for a protein of 615 amino acids. The record is from RefSeq and is a predicted model, not a curated record.